Messenger RNA from Eufriesea mexicana, 994 nucleotides. It is a transcript of the gene 7B2, whose product is annotated as Secretogranin_V domain-containing protein 7B2. Gene Ontology annotation, molecular function: enzyme regulator activity. Gene Ontology annotation, cellular component: secretory granule. The transcript is spliced from 5 exons. NCBI's taxonomy places the organism in Eukaryota, Metazoa, Arthropoda, Insecta, Hymenoptera, Apidae. The record is from RefSeq and is a predicted model, not a curated record. Bases 110 to 799 code for a protein of 229 amino acids. Gene Ontology annotation, biological process: regulation of hormone secretion; neuropeptide signaling pathway.
UGUGCGCCUGAUCCCAAAACCGAAUACCUUAGCACUCGCGCUACCUCCUCGAGCAUCCCUUCAUCGAGAUCAUUCCACGAUUCUUGAUUAAUUAUAAACUUUGAAAACCAUGUAUUGGAUCCUGUUCCUUUCCAUGACUGCUGCUGUUCAUCAGUGUGCAUCUGUGUACUUGUCUCCGACGUUUAAGCGGUUGCUGACCGAUACGCUUCUUCGACAAUUAAUCAAUCAAAUGGGAAAUAAACUGGUGGACACAGCGGAUUCUUAUCUGGAAUAUCAGGACAAACCGAAAGAAAUUCCCACUGAGCUACCUGCUGAUUACGAUAGCAUAGACACUUUGAACCCAAAUCCUAGCAUCCGAGACCAAGAGUAUCUGAGACACAGUAGCUUAUGGAGUCACCAACGUGUCAGUAGUAAUGACAGAACGAACGACAGGCUAAGAGUUAAGCCUGGAAGCAUAAAGAUUAUCAAAGACGAGAAAGAGAACGCUUUACCUGCUUAUUGCACACCACCGAAUCCCUGCCCAGUUGGGUACACCAGUGAGAACAAUUGUAUCAUGAAUUUCAAAAAUACCGCUGCAUUCAGCCAAGAGUACCAAAGCGCGCAAGAUUGCAUGUGUGACACGGAACAUAUGUUGGAUUGUCCGAUUGACUCCGCGAACAACAAUAAUCUACAAAGCAUGCACAUUCCCAACUCUAAUUUCAAUGAAAUUGUCGAUCAAUUUCAGGCUGAAGAAAAUCCAUUCUUCCGGGGAGAAAAGUUGCCGAUCGCGGCGAAGAAAGGUCUAAACGUUAUCUACUGAAACAUCUGACAUAUCUUAGCGGAUGAUCUCACGGUACAAGGAUUAACGAAAGCGUUACAUUUCAGAAUAUAUCAAUAAACUUCCUCAAUCCAGUAUGUGGUAAUUCAUUAAAAAAUAAUACGAAAGAUAGAUAAAUUUAUAAUUAAACGAAAAGAUUUUGCAUAAUCCGAAAACCUGGUGCUAAAUAAGAUUACA